Fusarium keratoplasticum is the source of this 1494-nucleotide messenger RNA. Its product is annotated as Zn(2)-C6 fungal-type domain-containing protein. NCBI's taxonomy places the organism in Eukaryota, Fungi, Ascomycota, Sordariomycetes, Hypocreales, Nectriaceae. Gene Ontology annotation, biological process: regulation of DNA-templated transcription. The record is from RefSeq and is a predicted model, not a curated record. The transcript has a single exon. The coding region runs from base 1 to 1494 and encodes 497 amino acids. Gene Ontology annotation, molecular function: zinc ion binding; DNA-binding transcription factor activity, RNA polymerase II-specific.
AUGAGUAGCCGAGCUACGCGAGCAUGCGAGCCAUGUCGUGUUCGCAAGGUAAAGUGCAAUGGGGCAACCCCCUGCUCUCAAUGUGCCCACCUCAACCUGUCCUGCAUCUACUCGACAGCCCCAUCUAAGAGGAAACCUGGGAUUCGUGGCCGCCUAGUUGCCCAAUUACGUCAGGGCACGACUGAUUCGAGAUCGAGUACAACUCCCCCGCAAGUCCAAGACUCACCCUCGAGCUUAGGGGCGUAUACGGCCGACUUUUUUCUCAACCUCGUGACUGCCUACGAGGAGGUCGUGUUUCCUGUCAACCCGAUUAUUCUGUCAUCAGAGAUUGUCGCGGCUGUUGAGAAUAUGGAGCGGAGCUUUGAAGACUCGGCCCUUGUUUUUGCAUUCGGCGCUGUGACCAUCAAUCUGUCAGAAAUAUCCCAAGGCCUCAACGACGAUAUCACCACUCGCAUGACGGAUCUUAUGCACCACAGUUUCAGGGCACAUCGGCAAGCAGAACUCGGCAGCGAGAUCGACAGCAGGUUACCAGUAACUGUCAAACGCAUCAUGACGUGCAUCUUUCUCGAGAUAUGUCUCAUGGCAUUGAAGCGAUUUGAUCGAAGCUUGGCUAUUCUGCGAGAGGCCAUUGCCAUGAUUCAAAUGCUCCAAGUUGAUCAAAAUGUCUGCGAGCGCAGGAUUGAUGAUCAAGAGUUGGCUAGGAGGCAGCGGCUAUACUGGGAAGCAUUCAUCCAUGAGCGGUUCUUGACAAUCAUGCCAGGGUAUCCGUCAAUACUCCCUCCUCUGAGAACCGGCGUUCCGCUGCCAGACUCAAGCAUUCCCCAGCACGUCAAAGCAGGCUUUGAUCGACUCAUUCACCUGUUUCUCAUCAUGGAUGAUACCUUUCUGUCACAUUGGAGAGCAUUACAAGACGCAGACCUCGAAGUGCCUGAGAUAACGGCAGAUUGGAUCGAGAGCAAGCAAGCUCAGCUGGAUGAAGAUGAGAUUGGGGCAGCCGAAACUGAAAAGGAGCUCGUAUCUGGAGGAUACGGAGGUCUCAGUGAACUGCAACAUGCCGAUCUCUUUGUCACUCGACUCUGGCUUCGAACUCUGGUCUGGCAGCUUGCUCUGUCUCAAGGACUCUUGCAGUCUGUACCCCCAAAGAACUCUCACGAGGGAUUUUCAAUGCACUUUCCGGCGCAACGUCUCUCUGCUCAGCUGCGGAAUCUAGUAGGGCGACUGGACAGAGUCGAGAGCAUCGGGAUUCACGGAUCUGGCAUUCUUCAGAAGCUGUUUGACAUAACAAGCACGGUAGCUGACGUGCUGGCCCUACCGAUUGGUCAUGAGCAGGAUGCUGAGUCGAGGAUUGAGGAUUUCUUGUUUCUCGUCAAGUUUCUGCUCAGUUUUGAGAGAAUACCCCCGAAUCAGAAGGAGUAUCUGAAGGAAAAGGUGAAUACCGUGCAGAGGGAGCAUGCAUCAGGGUUUCAUAGUUUGGCAGCGUACACUUUUGACUGA